ACUAGCUCGUAGAGUUGAUCAUCUGCCUAUUGCCUACACGUUACAAGUGGAUCAGAUUUUCAGUAAACAUUCUUUCUCAUGGCACAUCUUCUCUCGACCCCCAUGCUCCUUGCGACCCCAUCUUCCACCAACAAGGAAAAUCUGAUUGUCGUUCCAAAGAAAUCCCAACAAAACACUCUAGCUGAAGCUCGAGCAUUCGGCACGGUCAUUACUAAUCAGCCGAGCGCCAGCGAGAAGGUAAAAUUCCCUCUAGUCAGCCAAAACCAGACGACCAACCCGCAACAGAAGGCGUCAUUGGUUCAAGAACCUCAGUGGGAUAACGAGUUCGAGGUCUCGGAUAUAGAUUUUACAUAUACGAGUCCCACUCCGGCAUUUUUGGAUCCUCUAACCGAAGAUGUCGACUUUUCCAAGCUAAGGCAUCCUUACCAUUAUAGUCGCUCAACUCCUAGCCUCGAAGACCUACUCACGUGCGAUGAGGUUUCCUAUCAAUCUGAUUCAGACAUUCAAGGUGCAUACUUUUCGUCUGAGGAGAGCAUAGAGCUUCCACCUACUGGGUUCUACACUGAACCCAUGUGAACUAUUUUAUUCGACAAGUUUGUACCGCGCCUGGAAAGGAGCCGCAAAAAUGUCACAUAUGACAAAUUCACAGCAAUGUUUUUUUCAGGAUUACCACGACGCGAGACCAUGUUACCUAAGGGAAGAUAUAAGAUGCUCACUCGAGGGCUAUGCAUCUUCUUCCCAGGUAGAAAGCACUUGUUUAUGAAAUGCUAUUAUAUCCCUUUCACCUGUAAUAAAAAAUCUUGAAGAUAGUGUCUA
Schistocerca gregaria is the source of this 816-nucleotide messenger RNA. RefSeq lists its product as uncharacterized. The record is from RefSeq and is a predicted model, not a curated record. The transcript has 3 exons. Bases 79 to 576 code for a protein of 165 amino acids. Lineage: Eukaryota; Metazoa; Arthropoda; Insecta; Orthoptera; Acrididae.